UGGUUCUUCUUGUGAUUGGUCUAACUUGGUUACUUGAUUUCUCCAUAUUUAGAUCGGGAAUCCACUUCUCAUGCUUGACCGGGAUGUUCCCGCAACAUAUGAAUUCUUUUGGUCACACGGGAUGAUUUCUGAUGAAGUCGGGCUUACCAUCAUGAAUGAAUGCGAUUUCAAUGACUAUACCUUUGAAAGUCCCCAUAAUGUAUCCCAGUCCUGCAACGAUGCCAUAGCUGAAGCAAAUAGCAUCGUUGGUGAUUACAUAAACAAUUAUGAUGUCAUUCUAGAUGUCUGUUAUCCAUCUAUUGUUGAACAAGAACUGCGAUUGCGGAAAAUGGCCACAAAGAUAAGUGUUGAUGUGGAUGUGUAUGAGCCUUGAAAGGCGUUUCUACUUUAACCUCCCUAAGGUUCAGAAGGCACUUCAUGCCAAUCGCACCAAAUUACCUUAUCCUUGGACCAUGUGCAGUGGGUAAGCAGAUCCACCACUCUCUUCCCUCUUUUGAAAUACUAG
Messenger RNA from Hibiscus syriacus, 505 nucleotides. Its product is annotated as serine carboxypeptidase-like 42. Gene Ontology annotation, molecular function: serine-type carboxypeptidase activity. Gene Ontology annotation, biological process: proteolysis. Bases 71 to 373 code for a protein of 100 amino acids. NCBI's taxonomy places the organism in Eukaryota, Viridiplantae, Streptophyta, Magnoliopsida, Malvales, Malvaceae. The transcript is spliced from 3 exons. The record is from RefSeq and is a predicted model, not a curated record.